AUGGCUGAAAAAGAGGCAACCAUCUUUAUUCUCGAUCUGGGCUCGACUAUGGCCCAGACCCAUAGUGGGAGAUCCCAGUCGGAUUUGGACUGGAGCAUGCAGUAUGUAUGGGACAAGAUCACGGAUAUCGUCGCUGCAAACCGCAAAACGCUAUGUGUUGGCGUCGUGGGUCUUAGAACAGACGAGACCGAUAACAAGCUACAAGACGAUGAUGGAUAUGAGAAUAUCUCAGUGCUGCAGGAGAUGGGACCUAUGACUAUGUCAUCCUUAAGAGAUCUCCAAUCACUUGUGAAACCAAGCAACACAUGGGCUGGAGAUGCUGUUUCGGCCAUUGUUAUCGCUGUUGAUAUGAUGGACACCUUCACCAAGAAGCUCAAAUGGAAUCGAAAGAUCUUUCUGAUUACUGAUGGCCAGGGGCCAAUCGAUGCGGAUGAUCUGAGCGAUAUUUCUAAGAAGAUGAACGACUCGAAUAUCCAACUCACCAUCCUCGGCGUGGACUUUGAUGAUCCGGAUUAUGGCUUUAAGGAAGAAGAUAAGCCGGGCACAAAGGAGGAUAAUGAAAAGGCUUUGAGGUCACUUGUAAACGACUGCAAAGACGGCGUUUUCGCAAAUAUCGCCGAAGCUAUCGAUGAGCUUGACACCCCUCGAAUCAAAGGAGUCAAGCCGUACAAGACUUAUGACGGCCCUCUUACUCUUGGAGACCCCGAAACAUUCCCUGCUGCAAUGAGUAUCAACGUCGAAAGAUAUUUCAAGACACAUUUGGCACGCCCCUUGACAGCAAGCACAGUAGUUAUCAAGUCUGAAGGUGCACCAGAUGCUGAGCCUACCCAAGCAACUCAAGGUGAAGAGAUGGAGGGUGUCGAGUUCUCUGCAGUCAAACAAGCUCGUUCAUACAAGGUGAAUGAUCCAGAUGCUCCAGGAGGAAAGCGAGACGUCGAGUUCGAUGAUCUUGCUAAGGGCUACGAAUACGGCCGAACAGCAGUGCACAUCAGCGAGUCAGAGCACAACAUCACCAAGAUCGAUACACAAAAGAGCUUCUCGAUUGUCGGUUUCAUCCCGUGCGCAAAGUACGAGCCAUUUCUCAACCUUGGCGAGACUUGCGUGACGAUAGCAAGCAAGUUCGAUGCCAAAUCCGCCCUCGCCCUUUCAUCGCUCGUAUGGGCGCUCUCGGAGCUGGAGUCUUACGCCAUUGCCCGGAUUGUGACAAAAGAUGGCAAGGACCCGCUGUUGGUGCUACUGGCACCUGGCGUUGAACCAGACAUGGAGUGUCUCUACGACAUUCCACUGCCAUUUGCAGAAGACAUUCGAAGCUAUCAGUUCCCUCCUUUGGAUAGAGUGGUCACGGUUACUGGCCAAACCAUUACAAAGCACCGACUGUUACCUACGGAUGAAUUGAAUGAUGCUAUGAGCGAUUAUGUUGACGCAAUGGACUUAUCGGCAUAUGGUAUGGAUGAUGAAGGUGAACCGGCUGAAUAUGUGCCCAUUGAUGAUACGUUCAACCCUACGAUCCACCGAGUGAAUCAUGCAGUCAAAUCACGAGCAGUUUAUCCUGAAAAGCCAGUCCCAGAGACUCCUUCUAUAUUACUUCGGUUCGCACAGCCACCACAAGAUCUGAUUGAGAAGGUCCAGAGCAAAGCGGAUGCCCUCAUUGAAGCAGCGGAUGUCAAGAACGUACCACCAAAGGUCAAGGGCAAACGUGGCAGGGAAACUGUCAAGCCCAUUUCAGGCCUUGAUGUUGAUGCACUCUUGGGUGGAGAAGAGAAGGGCGAGAUCAGUCCCGACAAUGCAGUGCCAGAAUUCAAGCAGGUGCUUGCUGCCACAGAGGAGGUUUCAGAGAUCGAGGACGCAGCAAAGCAAAUGGGUACGAUUAUAACAACCUUUGUCACGGAAAGCUUUGGCGAUGACAAGUACCAACGCGCUCUGGAAUGUCUGGGCGUGAUGAGGGAAGAGCUUAUCAACCUCGAGGAGCCCGCAUUCUACAAUACCUUUAUGGAAGGCAUGAAGAAGAAGCUCCUUUCAGGGGAUAUGGGAGGUGACCGACGAGACUUCUGGUUCAAGGUGCGAUGGGGUCGUCUUGGUCUCAUUGACAAUAAGCAGUCUGAGGUGUCUGAUGUCACUCCAGAACAAGCUGAUGAGUUCUACAAGUCCAAAUAG
This is a messenger RNA of Fusarium coffeatum, 2154 nucleotides long. RefSeq lists its product as uncharacterized. Gene Ontology annotation, biological process: cellular response to gamma radiation; DNA recombination; telomere maintenance. The coding region runs from base 1 to 2154 and encodes 717 amino acids. NCBI's taxonomy places the organism in Eukaryota, Fungi, Ascomycota, Sordariomycetes, Hypocreales, Nectriaceae. The transcript is spliced from 7 exons. Gene Ontology annotation, molecular function: telomeric repeat DNA binding; damaged DNA binding; double-stranded DNA binding. Gene Ontology annotation, cellular component: Ku70:Ku80 complex; nucleus. The record is from RefSeq and is a predicted model, not a curated record.